CUAAUAAUCCGUAUUAUAAAACACGAAUGUGUCAGGCCUUCCAACAAGGGUUAUGUCAGAAGGGCGCCUAUUGCAAUUAUGCCCACGGGCCCGAUGAGAUGCCUCCCGCUCCAAGGAGAUAUAAAACUGAAUUAUGCAAGCAUUUUAUGGAGGGUAAAUGUGGCUAUGGGGAGCAUUGCUCCUAUGCUCACUCAAUGGAAGAGAUACAGCAACACGCAGCUGCUAAUGUUGCCUCUAGCCCAUUCCAGAUGCAACAAUCGAACACCCUCACCGGGCAGUCACUCCUCCAGCCUCAGUCCAGUAUAACACCGUCAGUGUCUCUACUAGAGAGUGUGCGAACGGAUGGAUCAACCAGGCGAAACGCAUCGGGGCACGGUCACCAUCAUAAGGGGAAGAAGCUCCGUACAGACUCUAACGCACCUGCUGCGGUGAAGAUUUGUCUUGACGAUCUCUAG
Molecule: messenger RNA, 455 nt
Organism: Perkinsus marinus ATCC 50983
Lineage: Eukaryota; Perkinsozoa; Perkinsida; Perkinsidae
Exons: 2
Molecular function (GO): mRNA binding; metal ion binding
Source: RefSeq, a predicted model, not a curated record